AUGAACUUUGUUACUAAAUAUUUUUUAAAAACAAUAAAAAAAACCUUUAUUCUGGCAAUAAUUUUAACCAUACUAUUUGUACUUUGGUUCUGGACUGGUAGUGAUAAAGAAAAUGACAAAUCACCUAUCCCUGUGAUAUUAUGGUGGACAACUGGCUUCCCUGGAACUGAAGAAAUUAGACAAUGCCCAAAUAACGUAAUUUGUAUUGUUUCUAGCAGUAAUAUUAUUGAAGAUAGGGUUAAUUCAUACCUGUUUUAUGCCAGCAACAUUGAUUUUAAUAAUCUUCCUUUGCCUAGAAAGGAUGUGAUAUGGGGAUUGUAUCAUGAAGAGUCGCCAAGAAAUGUUGAGGAAUUAUCACAUGAGGAAACAUUAAUUCUUUUUAAUUACUCUUCAACUUUUAGCAGACAUAGUGAUGUUCCAUUUCCUUUACAAUAUCUAGAAUCUGUUAAGGAUAUAACAAGUACCAAAUUUUUUAUUCCAACAGAAAAUAAAAAUAGCUUUAAGGACAUUGCUCCAAUAAUGUAUUUACAAACAGAUUGUGAAACUGCUACAGAAAGAGAUAAAUAUGUAGAGGCACUUAUGAGGUAUAUAAAAGUCGAUUCUUAUGGGGGUUGCCUCAAGAACAAGCAAAUGCCAGCAAGGUUUGUUGAUGAUUAUCUAAACCGUUUAAAUGACGACGAUUUUUUGCAUUUUAUUGCGAGAUACAAAUUUGUAUUAGCAAUUGAGAAUGGUGUUUGUGAUGACUAUAUCACAGAGAAGCUUUGGCGGGCUAUCAAAGUUGGGACUGUGCCUAUUUAUUUUGGUUCACCGACUGUCAAGGAUUGGCUCCCUGAUGAAAAUUCAGCAAUAUUACUAGAAGACUAUCCUACACCUAAAUUAUUAAGUGAUUACCUCAAAAGGUUAGACAAUGAUAAUAAUUUAUAUGAGAGACAUUUAGAGCAUAAAACAAAACAACUUAUAUCCAACAUGCGCUUGUUAAAUGAAUUAAAAUUAAGACCCUAUCAAACAGAUGCUUUGAAAGUUGCUGAAGAAUUUGAAUGUUUCAUAUGUAAGAAGUUACAUGAACAAAAAUUGGGCAAAGUCAUAAAAAGUGUUGUAAAUAAAUUACACUAUAAUUGUCCACAACCAGUUUCGGCACUAACAUUAAAUGUUAAUCCAAACAAUGAUUGGAUAUUUUCAUGGCAAACAGCUGCAACAAAGGCGAAAGAAAUAAAACAAAGAGUGUUGGGUUAA
Messenger RNA from Pieris macdunnoughi, 1233 nucleotides. NCBI's taxonomy places the organism in Eukaryota, Metazoa, Arthropoda, Insecta, Lepidoptera, Pieridae. The record is from the annotation of a GenBank genome assembly.